CUUUACUUUCGGUGAGGUGGUGUUCAUUUUGGAAUCAAAACAACUCCAACACAGUUGAUAACAGAAAUGUCUAAAAAGGCUAAAAACAUCCGCAAAACCCGCGGUCAGGAUUUCGAUCAAUCAGGAAAUUCUUCAAGUUGCAGCAACAACUCAUCCAGUGGAUCCGGCGACCUAAAAAUCAGAAGAAAACACAAAUUACGUCGCAGAUCUGGCCGGAAUGUUUCAUUUUGUUAUCAAGCGUUGCCCAUGCGCAUAGUUGGGGAUAACUCGGAGAUAACACCCGAUAUUCCCUGCUCUUCCCGGGAUAUAACUCUCAAUUCCGCCCAUAUAAUCGAAGAUAGUUCCGAUUCGGAGUUCCACAUUUCAAACGACACCAGUAACGAUGAGCCGGCCAACCAAUCCAUAACUUUUGCAGCACGACCCAUAGAAAAACCUGACUUGGAGUUCAUAAAAAAACUACGCAAGCCUAAGCAACGUAAAAACAAAACCCUGUAUAAAGAUUAAAAACUUAUUUCAAACAAUAACUGCUGACCAGGGCUGCCUAACCCUAAUGCGCUGGACCUACGCAACACUGCCACCACCAAAACCAGGGUUGGCUAGUGCGUUUUUUGGAGUAGGCAAUUUUUACGAGCAUAACUAUUUACACUGAUUUUAUGUAAAUAAAACAAAGAAAUCGUAGAAAAAUUAAGUGCAAAGUAACCAUACACCAAAAAAAAAAAAAACUUCGACAUUAGCAACAACUGUGUUUUGGCAUUUUUAAUCACAGCAAUUAAAAACGAAGCAGCUUAAAAACA
This is a messenger RNA of Drosophila ficusphila, 794 nucleotides long. RefSeq lists its product as uncharacterized. NCBI's taxonomy places the organism in Eukaryota, Metazoa, Arthropoda, Insecta, Diptera, Drosophilidae. The transcript has 2 exons. The coding region runs from base 67 to 504 and encodes 145 amino acids. The record is from RefSeq and is a predicted model, not a curated record.